Rosa chinensis is the source of this 1336-nucleotide messenger RNA. Its product is annotated as major pollen allergen Ole e 10. Lineage: Eukaryota; Viridiplantae; Streptophyta; Magnoliopsida; Rosales; Rosaceae. The transcript is spliced from 4 exons. The record is from RefSeq and is a predicted model, not a curated record. The coding region runs from base 367 to 1014 and encodes 215 amino acids.
CAGAGAUUGCUGUUUCUCUUGCGUAGUAUAUCUUAGCUUCUUCUCCACCAUUCUCUUGCAAUAACCCAGAAGAAAAUAUACAACCAAAGUAGAGAAGAAGCAACUAGGAGAGAUGGGUGUUAGCUCUCUUCGGCAUUCUGCAUUAUUUUUCCUGUUUCUCUUCUUUAGUUCAGGUUCAAGUGUCCCAAAAAUCCUCCAUUGGAAGCAAUCCAACAAAGCAAAAGACAAGUGAUUCAUGAAAACCAUAUACUUUUCUCAUCUGCAGUGUCUACUACCCAGCCUGAUUCGAUUCCUGUCGUAAAUCCAAGUCCAACUGUAACAACUCCCACACUUGUCUUCCCAGCAUCCCCACCACCACCAACCACCAUGACAACCCCCACCACUCCCACCACAACCCCAACGACUCCCACUACAAUCCCGCCGACUCCCCCUAUCCCGCCGACUCCCACUACAACCCCGACGACUCCCACUACAACCCCGACAACUCCCUCCACAACCCCUGCAUCAUCAGGUGGUAGUGGUAGUUGGUGUAUAGCAAGCCAAUCAGCUUCAGAAACAGCCCUGCAGGUAGCUCUUGAUUAUGCUUGUGGCUAUGGAGGUGCAGACUGUUCACCAAUUCAACCAAGUGGAAGCUGUUAUAACCCAAACACUCUCCGGGAUCACGCUUCCUAUGCCUUCAAUAACUACUACCAGAAGAACCCAGCUCCAACCAGCUGUAGUUUUGGAGGAACAGCACAACUGACCACCACUGAUCCAAGUAGUGGUAGCUGUCGCUAUUCAUCAUCCACAGCAUCAACCAGCUCGAGUACACCACCUUACCAGACUCCACCAUCAACACCGACAAGUAUGACAACGCCACCAUCCCCGACCACCCCGCUUAUAGAUACUCCAGGUGGAUCAACAAUUUAUGGUUCGCCAUCAGAGUCCCCCAACGCAGCCAACUCUAUCUCAUCUUGCAUGCUUCUGCUGUCCACCACACUCUUGGGGUCACUUCUUGCAGCAAUUUACCUCUGAAAUGACAGGAAGUUCAGAUUAUUCUAUCUGCAAUUAGAUGGCAAUUCAUUCAUUUGCCAGCAACCCACAUAAAGUCCGAGGCACUGAGAAUUGAAGUGAGCUAUCAUGUUCUCUCAAGGCCUUCUUCUCACCAUUUAAAUUAUUGUCAAACUUCAUCUAUGUAUACCUCUUAGUUGACUAUUAAGCCUGAGAGAAAAGUCAGAAAGCAUAGAAAUUUUUUAGGUACUUGUACUUGUAGACAUAUAGGUCCUUCAUCUACAGUAUUAGCACAAUAAAUUAUUAGCUAAUCAACCAGGCUUUAGGCUAUUAUAUAUAUAUAUAU